Molecule: messenger RNA, 1610 nt
Organism: Adineta steineri
Lineage: Eukaryota; Metazoa; Rotifera; Eurotatoria; Adinetida; Adinetidae
Source: the annotation of a GenBank genome assembly
AUGAGUUCAGAUGAAGUACCUGGGAAUGAGAAUGGCGACGAUAAACCGCCUGUUCCUACUACUCCUAUUACAACAAUUGAAUAUAAUCGAACAGUAUCACAAAAUUUACGUCAUUUGGACGAUGCUCUUACACAUGCUAUUGAUCAAUUAACUAUAUUUAAUAGUGAAACCAUGUCUGAUUUAUCGCUCAAAUACGAAUUAAUACGUAAUAAUGAAAGUCGUGUGAUCGGUUUUUUUGCUCGUCAAUUAAUGGUAUUACAAGUAGAGAAAGCAAAUACUCAAAAUGAUGGAUUUCAUAGUGAAUAUCCUAAACUUGAUCGAUUUUUAUCUGUUAUGAAUAUUAAUAAAGCAUCAAUUGAAUAUAUUGUACAACGUACAACAUUUGAUGAUUUAUUAAAUGGAAAAGCUACUGCACGUGAAAAACUUUUAUAUGAUGCUGAAACAACAGAAGCCGAACGAAAAGAUUUUCGUAAUGCUUUUAGUGCAUUAAAAGAUUGUCUUGAUUAUUUUGCUCAUGGUGGUACAAAUGAUAAUGGACGUUUUUAUUGGCAUAUUGAAACACCAUCUCCUACAAUGACUACUCCUCAUUCCGUUCGUCAACAUCGUUUGUCAGAUACAGUUCUUUCAGUACCAUCAGUUAGUACAGAUUCAGUAAGAUCAACAUCUGUAUCUUCAUCACUUUCAACUGAAUUUGGUGCUGUAACAAAUAACAACAAUAUAACAGCAACAAUAUCAUCACCAAGUCCUCGACGGAAUAAUUCAAUUCAUACACCACCACCAUCUCGUUCUAAUCAUUUAUGUGUUAAUGAUAAAAGAAAAUGUGGACAUCCAAGUAAAAAAAGUCUUGUUGAUCCAUCAGUAUUUGCUAACAUUAAUCCACAACGUAAUAUAGAUCUACAAUUACCAGAUGGUAACACAAUAUCUCGACGAAGUUCUUAUGGUUCAGAUACAGAGAGUCGACUAGCAUCGGGUACCGCAACACCGAAAUCUCCAACCAUUCGUUCGCCGACUAUGUCAGGUUCGCCAAUGGGUUCAGUAUAUAAUAGUGAUGGUGAAAAUGAUCCAAAAUCUCCAGAAACUCCGAUGCAUAUUACUCAAUCUCCUAUUCUCCGACAUCGAAUGGCACAUAAAAUUCAACACAAGUGGAGUAGUCUAAUGAAACUAUCGACGUGUAAUGUAUGUUCAAAAAAGAUCUUCUUUCUCGGUACCAAAUGCAAUGUUUGCAAGUAAGAUAUAUAUGAAAAUUAUUAGUACAAAUACAUAUCCUAAGACUUCGUAUAUAUUAUAUUUUUCUCUGCUUUGCGCAUUUCUUGUUUAAAAAUAAUUAGAGAAGGAGAAAAAAUCAAGUUCAUUUAUAUAUUAUUCUUCUAGGUUUGAUAGAACACGUGUAUUCAAAUUUUCCUUUUGUGAUGUCUGUAGGAGACAGGUAUUUCGAGGAAAAUCUUGUCUUCAUUGCAAGUAAGAUGCUAAAAAUGCAACUUGCAACCACACAAAAAAAAGAAUUUAGCAUGAUGUUAGAAACGCAUGAUUGAUCCCUUGACUAAAGAUAAUUGCCCGUGUUUAUUACAUUGAAAUUUUAAAUUAACAUAUAUAAAUAUUUAUUAUUUUUU